Molecule: messenger RNA, 4736 nt
Organism: Syngnathus typhle (broad-nosed pipefish)
Lineage: Eukaryota; Metazoa; Chordata; Actinopteri; Syngnathiformes; Syngnathidae
Gene: xdh
Product: xanthine dehydrogenase
Exons: 37
Coding region: 442-4491 (1349 amino acids)
Molecular function (GO): 2 iron, 2 sulfur cluster binding; FAD binding; molybdenum ion binding
Source: RefSeq, a predicted model, not a curated record
GACACACACUGCACCGACAUGAGAGAAGAGAGGGGGGCUGUGUGUUUCUAUCAGCGGAUUUUUCACUUCUAAAAGUUUGAUUCGAGGGGGCAGGACAUCUGUUUGAGGGGGCGUUGCCCCCUCUUGCCCCUGCGUAGAGCCGGCCCCGUUUUAACCCUUGCAUGAUGUCCAUUUCUAUGCACAUACAGUAACUUCCUGUUUUCCCUUGUCCAGUAAGUCAGAUUAAGAGCUGGCGACAAUAUAUUUUUGGACCUUUGUCUCCAGACACCAGGCCAACUGUCAAUAAUUAUACAGUCCCUGAGAUCUUUUUCUGCUUUGCCAGGGCACUAAAACUGGAAAGUUGUUGGGUUGCAUAGAGGGGUGGGGCUGCAAGCACAUGCCCCCUCUGGAGAGUUAACAUCUGGAAUCAAAAGUCUGAAGAGGACAGAAAGAUUUCACAACAUGAGGGAACUGGACAAAAACAUGAGGGACUGCACAACUUGUGCCCGGUCCUCCUCCGAUGACCUCGUCUUCUUCGUAAAUGGAAAAAAGAUUGUGGAGACAAAUGCAGAUCCUGAAAUGACCUUGCUCACAUAUCUGAGAAGGAAGCUGGGCUUACCGGGGACCAAGCUGGGUUGUGCUGAAGGUGGCUGCGGAGCGUGCACAGUGAUGCUGUCAAAAUACCAAGCUCACACGCAAAACCUGACUCAUUAUGCCGUGAACGCCUGCCUUGCCCCUAUCUGCUCCUUGCAUCUGGUUGCUGUGACCACCGUGGAAGGAAUUGGCAGCGUUGCAAGGCAGCUGCAUCCCGUACAGGAACGGAUCGCAAAGGCUCACGGCUCGCAGUGCGGUUUCUGCACUCCGGGUAUCGUCAUGUCCAUGUACGCAUUGCUAAGAAACAACCCCACCCCCAAAAUGGCUGAUGUGGAGGAGGCUUUCCAAGGAAACCUUUGUCGCUGCACUGGAUAUCGGCCCAUCCUGGAAGCCUACAAGACCUUUACUGUGGAAGGCGGAUGCUGUGGGGGGAAAGGACGGGACAACGGCUGCUGUAUGAAAAAUAGCAAAGCCGAGGAGAAUGAGGCGGAUGUGGACAUGGCUUCGAAGCUGUUCAACACUGCUGACUUUGCGCCACUUGACCCCACGCAGGAGGUCAUCUUCCCUCCAGAGCUGAUGACCCUGAGCAAAAGUGAGAAGACAUGCUCGCUGCAGUUUCGCAAUGACAGGGCAGUGUGGCUGCAGCCUGCCACCUUGGACAAGUUCCUCAAUUUGAAAUGGAAACAUCCCGAUGCCCGAGUGGUGGUGGGAAAUACAGAAGUGGGUAUAGAAGUAAAGUUCAAGAACAUGUUAUAUCCAGUCAUUCUGGCUCCAGCCUUCAUCCCGGAACUCCACAAAGUGAUAUACACUGAUGAAGGUAUCGUGUUUGGCGCAGCGUGCACUCUCACCCAAGUGGGUGAGGUACUGAAGGAGGCCGUGAAGGAGCUCCCUUCAUACCAAACCCAGGUCUUCCUUGCUGUCCUGGAGCAGUUGCGCUGGUUUGCGGGACAGCAGAUACGCAACGUUGCGGCUGUUGGUGGGAACAUCAUGACUGCUAGUCCCAUAUCAGACCUUAAUCCUGUUUUUAUGGCGGCCAGCUGUAAACUCACACUGAUGGACAAAGAUGGCAGUCGUGUGGUUCAGAUGGACGACGGUUUCUUUGUGGGUUACAGGAGGACUGUGCUGCGCCCACAAGAAAUCCUGCUAUCCAUUGAGAUUCCCUAUAGCAGGAAGAAUCAAUUCUUCUCAGCCUUCAAGCAGUCACCUCGCCGAGAGGACGACAUCAGCAUUGUCACCACCGCCAUGAGUGUCACUUUCACACCCGGGACGUGCGUUGUGGAGGAUGUGAGGCUAAGCUACGGUGGCAUGGCGGCCACCACCGUGCUUGCAAAAAAGACAGCAAACAAACUGUUGGGAAGAUGCUGGGGGGAGGCGUUGCUGGAAGAAGCUUGCUCCUCAUUGGCAGAGGAGUUGACCCUGGAUCCAUCUGCGCCAGGCGGCAUGGUGACAUACCGACGAACUCUUAGCCUCAGUCUAUUCUACAAGUUCUACUUGACAGUGCUGCAGAAGCUGCGAGAGCAGGGUUUAAAUGUGGAAGAGGUCCGAUCUGAUCUCCUGAGCGCAACAGAGAUUUACCAUCAAGAGACGCCAUCCAGUGUUCAGAUCUACCAGGAGGUGCCACAGGCCCAGAACCAAGAUGACGUGCUGGGCCAUCCCCUGAUGCACCUUUCAGCUCUGAAGCAGGCGACGGGUGAGGCGGUUUACUGCGACGACAUCCCGCUGUUUGAGAACGAGGUGUACUUGGCCCUCGUGACCAGCAGCAAGGCGCAUGCUCGCAUCCUUUCCGUUGACUCGUCGGCAGCAGAGUGUUCGCCCGGCUUCAUUUGCUGCGUCUUUGCCCGUGACAUUCCGGGCAGCAACAAGAGCGGGCUAUGGCAUGAUGAGAGCGUUCUUACUGAUGACCUGGUCACAUGUGUGGGCCACGUCAUUGGUGCCGUUGUGGCUGACACUCAGGUUCAUGCUCAGCGAGCCGCUAAAGCCGUCAAGAUCCAGUAUGAGGAAUUGCAGCCGAUUAUCACCAUACAGGAAGCCAUUGCCGCCCAGUCCUUCUACAAGACAAUUAGAACACUCCAGAAGGGAGACCUGGAGGCAGGAUUCAAACAGGCGGACCACAUUCUGGAAGGUGAGACGCACAUUGGUGGCCAAGAGCAUUUCUACCUGGAGACCAACGUGACUGUGGCUGUCCCUCGAGGGGAAGACGACGAAAUGGAGCUCUUUUCCUCCACUCAGAAUCCCUCUGAAACGCAGUCUCUGGUGGCCUUGGCAUUGGGCAUCCCCUCCAACAGGGUGGUAGUGCGAGUAAAAAGGAUGGGCGGAGGCUUCGGCGGCAAAGAGAGCCGGACCACCAUAUUAUCCACUGUGGUUUCCGUGGCAGCGCACAAGCUGCGACGACCUGUCAGGUGCAUGUUGGACAGAGAUGAAGAUAUGUUGAUCACUGGAGGAAGACACCCAUUCUACGGAAAAUAUAAGGUGGGCUUCCUGAAGAGCGGGAAGUUGCUAGCCCUGGAUGUGUCAAUGUACAGUAAUGCGGGAAACUCCCUUGACCUCUCUCAGGCAAUCAUGGAGCGUGCUCUGUUCCACAUGGAGAACGCAUACAGCAUUCCAAACGUGCGUGGUCGCGGCUUUUUGUGCCGCACCAAUCUGCCAUCUAAUACAGCCUUCAGAGGCUUUGGAGGUCCGCAAGGCAUGAUGAUUGCGGAGACCUGGAUGAACGACGUGGCUCAGAGCCUGGGCCGGCCGGCGGACGAGGUUCGACAAAUGAACCUGUAUAAAGAAGGUGACGUGACACCGUACAACCAGGUCCUGGACCAGUCUACUUUGGAUCGCUGCUGGGAUGAGUGCAUGUUCCGAUCACGGUACCAGCAGCAGCGAGCUGCCGUCGAGCUGUACAAUAAAGAAAACCGAUGGACCAAACGAGGCCUUGCGAUCAUACCGACGAAAUUCGGCAUCAGCUUCACGGCUGUCUUUCUUAACCAGGCUGGAGCGCUUGUACACAUAUACACAGAUGGGUCGGUGCUGCUGACUCACGGUGGGACAGAAAUGGGACAGGGACUCCACACCAAGAUGAUCCAGGUUGCCAGCCGGGUUCUUGGUGUUCCCUGCUCAAAGAUCCACAUAUCGGAGACUAGUACCCAAACUGUCCCUAACACAAGUCCGACGGCUGCCUCUGCCUCUUCGGACCUCAACGGAGCUGCUGUGAGAAACGCCUGCCAGCUUCUCAAUGAGCGCCUGGAACCCUACAAGAGCAAAAACCCCAAAGGAUCGUGGGAAGAAUGGGUCAAAGCAGCGUACUUUGACAGAGUCAACCUGAGUGCCAACGGCUUUUACAAGACUCCAAAUAUAGGAUACAGCUUUGAAACCAACUCUGGCCGAGCGUUCAACUAUUUCAGCUAUGGAGUCGCCUGUUCUGAAGUGGAGGUGGACUGUUUGACUGGAGCUCACAAGAACCUGAGCACUACCAUUGUGAUGGACGUCGGCGUUAGCCUCAAUCCCGCAAUAGACAUCGGACAAGUGGAGGGGGCAUUUAUGCAGGGUCUGGGUAUGUUCACCCUGGAGGAGCUUCACUAUUCCCCUCAGGGUGUCCUCCUCACCCGGGGUCCAGGUUCUUACAAGAUCCCGGCCUUUGGUGACAUUCCCACCGAGCUAACCGUGUCGUUGCUUCGUGACGCCCCUCACGACAAAGCCAUCUUCGCCUCCAAGGCCGUGGGCGAGCCUCCUUUGUUCCUCGCAUCAUCUGUUUUCUUUGCCAUCAAAGACGCCAUUAGUGCAGCUCGCACUGAAUCGGGCAUCACAGGCCCAUUCAGGCUGGACAGCCCCGCCUCUGCAGAACGGAUACGAAAUGCUUGCAACGACCGCUUCACCAAACUGUGUCCCCCUGCAGAGCCUGGGACCUUCCAGCCUUGGUCUGUCCAAGUCUGAAUCUAUCGCAAACCACAACCCCAUGCCGCCGGAUGGUGAAGCACAUAUUCAAGAGCACAGCAGAAUAUCAUGUCCACGGAACGGGUCCAUUAAGCAUAUCAUAAAAGAUCUUCUCGUUAUACUACAACAGAUUCAAAGAGCUAAUCAACUCAAAUUUUGUUGUGUCGCAAUUUAUCACUGCACUUGAUCAUAAAUGUAUGAUUGUGAAAGAAAGAAUAAAUCAUUUAUAGCAGAGGCAAUUACAA